AUGAUUUUGGCUUAUUACAAUCUUUCCCCAAGUUUCCUACACAACCCCUUAAAUGCUCAUCAAUUCAACUCAGUUUCAAGAAUCAAUUACAGAGUACCAAAAAAAUUGCAAAUUAUUAGUGCCCAGAAGAGAUGCUUGAGGUGCAACUCUCUUUAUGAAGACAAGGACAACUCCCCAACUGCUUGCUCCUUCCAUGGCCACACCACUGGGGAGAAGGGAUUAUUUUCAUUAGCACCACCUCACCAAGGAAUUGACGGGGAAUGGAGUGAUAAAUCGGGAGUGAUUGUUUACAAAUGGAAUGAGAAAGACAACAGACCAAACACUGGCAUAUCCAACUGGAAAAAAAGAUGGAGCUGUUGUGCUGAAUAUGACGAAAAUGCUGCACCUUGUCGACAAGGAUGGCACGUCUCUUACGAUGAUGGCUUCACCUUGUAUUAG
This is a messenger RNA of Fraxinus pennsylvanica, 438 nucleotides long. The record is from the annotation of a GenBank genome assembly. Lineage: Eukaryota; Viridiplantae; Streptophyta; Magnoliopsida; Lamiales; Oleaceae.